Molecule: messenger RNA, 1158 nt
Organism: Aspergillus glaucus CBS 516.65
Lineage: Eukaryota; Fungi; Ascomycota; Eurotiomycetes; Eurotiales; Aspergillaceae
Exons: 1
Biological process (GO): DNA-templated transcription; positive regulation of transcription by RNA polymerase II
Molecular function (GO): DNA binding; DNA-binding transcription factor activity, RNA polymerase II-specific; zinc ion binding
Source: RefSeq, a predicted model, not a curated record
AUGUCGGAAUCGGAGAGGCAAUCGAAAAGACAACGAGUCAGCCAAGCCUGUGACUAUUGCCGGAAGCGGAAAUCCAAGUGCGAUGGCGCGCAGCCGGUCUGCUCGGUUUGCCGGCUGUUCAAGAAGCCAUGUACAUACGGAAAUGUCAAGAAGCGCGGACUGCAGUCCGGCUACGUCAGAGGGCUAGAAAGUCUCUUGGGGUUGUUUAUGGAUCAUGUUCCGGGGAGUGAGAUGACGAUCAGGACUCUGUUCCGCAGCGACUACGCGGACGCCAGUUUUGUUGACGGCGAGUUCCUGGACCGCACUACGGACAGAUGGCGCGGAUCGGAGCUGGCAAAGGACUUAGAGCAGUUGUUGACGUCCGACGAUAAUGACUCUGGUCAAGUUGUAUCCCAGGGGAACAAGCUCCCGCCACUCGAGGGAGAACCGGUGCAUGUCCAACAGGAGCCAGUCAUUCGUUCUGGCGAUUCUGGGGAGUUACAAACCAGUGUUGCUCCUCUAUCGUUUAGCUUUCCAGGCAAUACGUCCGCUCUGGUCGACUUUUAUUUUCAGACGACCCAUUGUUGGUUCCCUGUGGUUGAACGGCGUGACAUCCUGCAGACGUUGUAUGACGAUGGAGAUGAUACGCCUGGUGCCCGUAGGGAAGGCCAUCAGCUUUGCUUAUGGUCAAUUAUUGGUUUUACUUCAAGGGCUUUGGGGGACAACUCCUCCAACGCAUGUGCGCCUGGUCCGGACCGAAUCCACGCUCAUAUUUGUUCCCGUCUAAUGUCCGACUCGACCAUAGACCUCGGGCAUGUCCAAGCAGUUCUUAUCUUGGCUCUUUAUGAAAUUGGUCGAGGUGCGUUCGAGUCUGCUUGGGUCUUGACAAGUCAAGCACAUCGAAUGCGCAUAAUUGUGGAUGGUCAGGGAUUGCAGACGGGACGGACUCAGCACGUUGCUCGAGGAUGCUUAUGUCUAGAUACUAUCAUUUCUGUCCUUCUCGAUCAAACGCCCAUGUUUCCUGCUUGUAAAUACGGUUUACUCGCUGAGCUAGAUGAGAAUGGCCUCGAGGAAUGGGAAUCAUGGGCCUCUCCAUCCCAGAGUACAACAGUCACGGCUCGACGGCCGUUGCGAGUCCUCAGUACAUUCAAUCAGAUCACACAGCUGAUGCAAAAACUG